Molecule: messenger RNA, 4998 nt
Organism: Platichthys flesus (European flounder)
Lineage: Eukaryota; Metazoa; Chordata; Actinopteri; Pleuronectiformes; Pleuronectidae
Gene: adam10a
Product: ADAM metallopeptidase domain 10a
Exons: 16
Coding region: 126-2402 (758 amino acids)
Biological process (GO): Notch signaling pathway; membrane protein ectodomain proteolysis
Cellular component (GO): plasma membrane; synaptic membrane
Molecular function (GO): metalloendopeptidase activity involved in amyloid precursor protein catabolic process
Source: RefSeq, a predicted model, not a curated record
CGAUGGAUCCAGCUAACUAGGAAGGGCGGCUGUGCCUUUAACUGACAGGAACCGAAACAAGAAGCAGUCAGCGCCGCAGCUGGGUCGCUAAGCUGCCUGCACUGGGACCCACCGGCGAUUUCGAUAUGCUACUUGUCAAAGUGACCCUCCUGCUCUGCCUGCUGACGGACAUCACAGGUCAGUCUGGGAAGUCAUUGAACAAAUAUAUUCGUCAUUAUGAAGGUCUAUCGUAUGACACAGAGGCUCUGCACAACAGUCACCAGAGAGCGAAGAGAGCGCUGGCUCCCGCAGAAAGGGCCGUGCACCUGGACUUCCACGCACAUGGAAGACAUUUUAACUUGCGCAUGAAAAGGGACACAUCUCUAUUCUCUCCAGAUCUCAUCAUUGAGGUGUCAGGAGAGGAAGCACCUGUUGAUACUUCGCACAUAUACAGCGGAGAAAUCUUUGGUGAAAAGGGCACAUUGACCCACGGCUCUGUGGUUGAUGGGCGCUUUGAAGGCUUCAUUAAAACCCACCAAGGAAUGUACUAUGUCGAACCCUCAGAGAGGUACCUACAGGACAAGAAUGUUCCCUUCCACUCUGUAAUCUACCACGAGGAUGACAUCAAUUAUCCUCAUAAGUAUGGUUCAGAGGGCGGCUGCGCUGACCACUCAGUGUUUGAGAGGAUGAGGAGGUACCAGGCGUCGGCAGUAGAGGAGCAAGCCGAAGGGAAGAACAGUGUGUUGGAGGAUGAGCACUUCCAUGGUCCUCUCAUUCUGAGGAAGAAGAGGGCCAUAGUGAAAGAGAAAAAUACCUGCCAGCUCUUCAUCCAGACUGACCAUUUGUUCUUCAAAUACUACGGAACAAGAGAGGCUGUCAUUGCCCAGAUCUCCAGCCACGUGAAGGCCAUCGAUUCCAUUUACCAGGCCACAGACUUCAAGGGCAUCCGAAACAUCAGCUUCAUGGUUAAAAGGAUCCGGAUAAACAGCACCGCUGCUGAAAAGGACCCAAGCAAUCCUUUUCGCUUUGCCAAUAUCGGAGUGGAGAAGUUUUUGGAGCUUAACUCUGAACAGAACCAUGAUGACUACUGCCUGGCCUACGUCUUCAGUGAUAGGGACUUUGAUGACGGUGUGCUCGGCUUGGCUUGGGUUGGGGCUCCCUCAGGAAGCUCUGGUGGCAUCUGUGAGAAGAGCAAACUGUACUCUGACGGAAAGAGGAAAUCUCUGAACACUGGUAUCAUCACUGUGCAGAACUACGCCUCUCAUGUCCCUCCCAAGGUGUCACACAUUACCUUUGCUCAUGAGGUCGGACACAACUUUGGGUCUCCUCAUGACUCUGGGAUCGAAUGCACCCCGGGAGAGUCGAAGACACAAGACAAAAAGGAGAACGGUAACUACAUCAUGUACGCCAGAGCCACAUCGGGAGACAAGCUCAACAACAACAAGUUCUCUAUCUGCAGCAUUCGCAACAUAAGCGCUGUGCUGACGAAGAAGAGGGACGACUGCUUUGUUGAGUCUGGCCAGCCUAUCUGUGGUAACGGACUCGUGGAAGAGGGAGAACAGUGUGACUGUGGCUACAGCGAUCAAUGUAAAGACCCCUGCUGCUAUAACGCCAAUGAAGAGGAUGGCAAAAAGUGUAAACUCCAACCUGGCAAAAUCUGCAGUCCAAGCCAAGGCCCAUGUUGCACAGCAGGGUGUUCGUACAAAACUACAAAUGACAAGUGCCGACUGGAGUCCGAAUGUGCCAGAGAGGGCACGUGCAACGGAGCCACUGCUCUGUGUCCUGCCUCAGAACCAAAGGACAACUUCACAACUUGCCAUUCCGAAACCCAAGUCUGCCUCAAUGGGGUCUGCUCAGGUUCCAUUUGUAAGAAGUAUAACCUUGAGGUUUGCACCUGUGCCAGCGAAGAGGGCAAGGACGAGGCAUCUGAGCUGUGCCACGUGUGCUGCAUGGAGAAAAUGAACCCCAGCACCUGCAGCAGCACAGGCUCAGCAAAAUGGGAGACUUUCUUCAGCAAGAAGAUUGUGACACUGCAGCCCGGCUCACCCUGCAAUGACUUCAAGGGCUACUGCGAUGUGUUCAUGAGGUGUCGUCUGGUGGAUGCUGAUGGGCCUCUGGCAAGGCUAAAGAAAGCCAUCUUCAAUGCAGAGCUCUAUGAGAAUAUCGCAGAAUGGAUAGUGGAUCACUGGUGGGCAGUGCUGUUGAUGGGCAUCGCUCUUAUUAUGCUAAUGGCCGGGUUCAUCAAGAUCUGCAGCGUCCACACCCCCAGCAGCAACCCCAAACUGCCCCCACCCAAACCACUGCCAGGUACACUGAAACGAAGAAGACAACAGCAAGCAAACCAACAGGCCCGGGGCCAGCGUCCCCAGCAACAGUACAGAGAGAACUAUCAGAUGGGACAGAUGGAACCGAUGAGACGCUGAGGCACCGGUCAGCUCUUUGCCUUAGUUCUUCCUAGUGCCUACAAUGGGAGCACUUCACUCCAAAGAGUUACCUUCACCACAACAUUCAAAGAACUUGUAACUGAGACGCUUUCACUGGACAAGAGCCUGAAGUUUUUUGUUAGUUUCAUUUUUGGGCUUAACAAACUCGCUGAGCUUCUCUGCUCUGAGAGACAGAUCAGCAGUUCACACAGCUUUUAUUGGAAAUAAAUAUUUUUUCCAAGGAGGGACUGGAGCAAAAAUCCACUGCCCUCUGUUAUGUGGUCUUAAUCUUCCAAUUUUUUUUCUCUUUCAAAGAACUGAGGAGAAAGAAGCCGCUUUGUGUCAGAGUUCGCCUUCCUCCGUCUGUGCAACCUUUUCCUCCCCUGUUCUUUCUCUCCAAAGUGCUGCCAUCAUCAGCACAAUAGCAGGACUGCAAGUCGCAUGAGUUUUUGCUGCCAAUCCGAAACAACAGAGACAUUUUGUUGGAAGAAAAGAAAUUGAACUGCCAAUGUAAUUAGAUUGUUUAAACAGCAAAACACCACAGCUUUUCCUUUCUAAAGCAGUCAUGUUCCUUCGGUUUGCGAUUGUACAGAUGUUGCAGUAGAUAUCUUUUUCUCUUUCGAAUGAACCUGAUCUUCUGUAUGACGAAGAUUAUUUACUGUUUUAAUUCACUUUCUCAGGAUUAUUAACACAACAGCUAACACAUGUGUUGGGGGGGAAAAUAUGGCUGCAUGCAUAUUCCAGGGCAAAGCUGAUGCCUGUGCGGGGGGGGGGGGGGGUCACAUUAGCUGCUGUGGGGUGUAUGGGGCAGUUAGUAGUUGGUGAAGAAGAUGCAGAUUAUAGAGUCAUCUGUUGUCAGAUGGAGGGGUUGUGGCGGGGGAGAUAUAUUUUCUAGAUAUGUAUUUUUCUUGUCAUGGUUCUGCAGGUGUGUUUACAUACUGGUCUUUAGUCUGGGGCUGGAAUAAAUGGUGAGAGAAUAUAUAGCUUUUAUCAACCUGAUUGUAUCAAACUUUUAACUUUUACAAACUCGCAGUCUUUAAGAAAUUACUAGAUCUGUUCAAACCACUGUCGGCUGGUUGAAUCCUCUCGGCCUCUGUAGCCAGAUGAAGAACCUCUUGGGUUUAAAUGUGAUUGUGGAUUUUGCUUUUAUUGCUUUAACUUGCAGUUCAGAUUAUUUUGUAUCUCCGGAAUAGUUUAAUUAACAGAGGGAAACUAGAUAUUUAAUUUUAUUGUUCUUGCUGUUGCUGCAGGUAACGGAAAUUUACCAGAGUGAAACAAUCAAUACGUGUCGGCCAUUUCUUGUUCUGUCUUUUGCUUUUUCUACUGAUUAGAAUAUUCUCAAGGAAACUGAUCCUUGUUACACCCUCUUCUUUUGUCUAACAACAUACAACAAUGUGCCUACACAGAAUAAUGUGAUGGAAAUUGGUGAACUGUUGUCAGGGAGCUUGACUUAGCAGGAAGCAGUGCAGUGCAGGAAGUGUUGAUUUGUUUUGUGCGCUGCAGAAACUGAAAGAUGAAAUGAUGCGGCCUAGGACAACACAUGAUAAUCAGAUUGAUUGACAUACUUACAGUGUGCUAUAUCGGCCGACACAUGAAAGGAACCAAACGUUACAAAGAUAGAAUUUCACUUCUUAUUCCUCAGUUUCAGAUUUUAGUGAGUAUUUACUUUCUGUGGUAUCAUAUUACUGUCCAGCCCUGCUUUGGCUUAGUUUGAGUUUUCAGUUGUCGUCUGCCACAUUCAACUGAAGCCACGUUCACUGACCUAUUAAUAAGAGUUGCGUUACUGGCAAAUAUUGAAAAUAUAUAUAUAUAUAUAGUUUCUUAAAGUUAUUUUCCGAGAGAGAAACUUUGUGUAGAAAGAACUCUUAUAUCUCGACCUUGUGAAGGAGCUGAAUGAAGCACAGCUACAGCUCCGCAUUGUUUUCUGUGCAGGGUGUGAGGAUGUUGAUCCAAUCAGAUUCUAUGCAGACGGUCACACGGCGCUCAAGUUGGCCACUUCACAAAGAAAUGCCUUCAUCGAUUUCUUUCUCCAAGAUGGGUACAUGAUCCAUUCUAUUGUGUUUUCAGAACAUGAUAGUGUUUCAUGCUGCCGCAAAGUUUCGAUACUGACAGAAAUGCAAUCCUCUACUGCUUCUUUGGCUGAUUCUCUUUGUUGGUUUGGUGCUACUGGGUUAGAGCCUGAACUCUACUUUUAUUAUCUUGGGCUUGUGUUCAUGUGUGUGUUCGCCGUGCGUCUUUGCUGAAUCAUCGUUUUCUUUGUGUUGCGUUGGUAUGGUGUGGACAAUAUGUGGGUGUUUAGGGUAAAUACUCUGGGAAAAUUCUUCUUUGCUUUCACAUUUCUGUGAUGUUAAGAAAACAUGCACUGAAGUGUAAGUGGUGUAAACCGCGACUCCAAACCAGUAAAGACUCAACUGCUGUCUGAUUUUAAUUGCUUCGUUUUUUAUACCGUGUCUUUUUGUUUUUAAUUUACUUUUUUUGUCCUGUUUCCCCACCACGCUUACUUUGAAAAUUUUACUAGAUUUGCAAAAGUAUUGUGCAAAAAUAUAAUUUGUCUUUGACCUACUUGAAAUGAAUUAAUAAAACAGAAUUGAUAAAU